Galleria mellonella (greater wax moth) is the source of this 1422-nucleotide messenger RNA. It is a transcript of the gene Spf45, whose product is annotated as splicing factor 45. Gene Ontology annotation, cellular component: precatalytic spliceosome. Gene Ontology annotation, molecular function: RNA binding. The record is from RefSeq and is a predicted model, not a curated record. The transcript has 7 exons. The coding region runs from base 212 to 1402 and encodes 396 amino acids. NCBI's taxonomy places the organism in Eukaryota, Metazoa, Arthropoda, Insecta, Lepidoptera, Pyralidae. Gene Ontology annotation, biological process: alternative mRNA splicing, via spliceosome; mRNA cis splicing, via spliceosome.
UUUUAAUUUCCUUUUUAAUUAGACUUUUUAUUAUAUCUGUAUUAUUUGUCAAUUUCGUUCUACAUAUUAAACUAUUUUUGCAUUAAUUUGACUGAUUUUUAGUGGAUGUAGUGUAGUAAUAUUGUAUUGUAUUUCUUGAAUUUGUGUGUAAACGGCGAAUCGAGUAAUGGAAAGUAACUAUAGCUCAUAGAGGGGAAAAAAUAUUAGAAACAUGUCUCUGUAUGAUGAUCUUGACACAAUCAAAGCUCGUACUACUGAGAAAGUCGCUGGAUGGUCUUCGGGAAUAAAAUUACUACAAUCACAAUUGCAACUUAAGAAAGCUGCAGUAACACAACCCAAAAGAGAAGCGUUGCGACGAUCAGCACAGGUAUUGACUCCAGUAAUAGAUUUGAAAAGUAAACAAAAAGAUGAUGAUGAGUCCAAUUCAAAUAGUCCAAAUCUUCAGCCAAAAACAUUGACAGCUUCACUGAAUGUUCGAGAUUUUGAUUGGAAUGUGGCCAAUGAAUAUGAUCCUAUGUGGCCAAAUGAUUAUGAAAAAGUUGCUAAAGAAAUGCAAGCAAAGAGAUUGCAACUUGAUAGUAAUGACAGAAAUGAAACAAGAUCAGAUAGAAAGCGUAAAAGUAGAUUUGGAGACGAUGAGGAUGCCAUUCCAGAGAAGACACUUAUACCUAUGCAACCUGAAGAAGAAGAAGCUGAAGAGAUAUCAAAGCGUGCUGCUGGUGCUGCUAUAGCACCACCACCAUCUUUAACAGUGGAAACACCAUCACCACCACCACCACCACCUGUAGUACCAGCAGCCACUCCUUCCCCUGGUUUUUCUUUAGGUGGUUAUGGUGCCAGUUCAGUAGCUGCGAAAAUUAUGGCAAAAUAUGGCUUCAAGGAAGGUCAAGGUUUGGGUAAAAAAGAACAAGGAAUGUCAGUAGCUCUGCAGGUAGAAAAAACUUCAAAAAGGGGUGGCCGAAUCAUACAUGAGAAAGAUGGAAAUGUAAUGCCACCUCCUGGUUUUGCUGUUCCUGCACCUCCUGGUCCAGAUUCACCUACUGCUACUUCCAAUUCACCCCAGCUUUCUAAACAGGAACCAUCAAUCACCGAGAUAAUGAAGUCACCAAGUAAAGUGGUUUUAUUGCGAAACAUGGUAGGUCCAGGUGAUGUUGACGAGGAAUUAGAACCUGAAGUUAAAGAUGAAUGCAAUACUAAAUAUGGAGAUGUUAUAAAAGUAUUGAUUUUCGAAAUGCCCAAUGCUCCUGCAGAUGAGGCUGUAAGAAUAUUUGUGGAAUUCAAACGAAUUGAAAGCGCCAUAAAAGCAGUUGUUGAUUUAAAUGGAAGAUUCUUUGGUGGUCGUCAGGUCAAAGCAGGCUUCUAUGAUGUAGAGAAAUUUAAUUGUUUACAAUUAACAGAAUAAACUUAUUGACUUAAAAUUAA